Molecule: messenger RNA, 486 nt
Organism: Neoarthrinium moseri
Lineage: Eukaryota; Fungi; Ascomycota; Sordariomycetes; Amphisphaeriales; Apiosporaceae
Exons: 1
Coding region: 1-486 (161 amino acids)
Source: RefSeq, a predicted model, not a curated record
AUGUCGCAGCCUUAUACGAUCUCCCUCUCCUCUCUCAGUCAGCGGGAAGCUGUCGCUGACGCCCUGUACCGAGCCGCCAUUGGCUGCGAUCAUCAUGACACGGCCCUCUUCAACUCUGCAUGGGCCGGAGAAGACGUUGUUAUGGAAAUCCACGACGACAACGAAAGAGUCAUCCCGAAUCUCUCCCUGAUCCGCACACACGUUCUUGAUAAAGUUGGUCCUAUGGAUACCACGCACAACAUCAGCAUGGUCCGUGUGAAUGUUGAGGAUGGUGCCGAUACUGCGACUCUCACUGCUACAUCAACGGCACAGCAUAGUCCUCCCGGCAAGGGCAGGGAUCCAGCCGGGCCAAAGUUCACUGUGGGUGGCGAGUACUCCGUUGAGCUUGUUAAGGGUGAAGCGGGUGUGUGGAAGAUUAAGAAAUUGGUGUUAAAUGUUAUAUGGACCCAAGGGGAUGCUUCAUUGAUGGGUGGCCCCCCAAAAUAG